GGCAGGAAGCGGAGCAUGGGGAGGAAACAGCAGCACCCAACCACACAUCACGUGGUGUCGGUGCAGACGGGGCAGUGGGGACGUUGAGUUGACAGAGGGGCAGCACAGAUGGAUGCUCUGGGCUGCAGGAUGGAGGAGGCGGUGGUGAAACAGGGCGUGCUGCACCUGCAGCUGCAGCAGACCUUUGGCAAGAAAUGGAAAAAGUAUUGGGGCGUUCUGUACCGGGAAACCCCCUGCUCCACCGCCCGCCUGGAGCUCUUCGAAAGCGCCGACAAACCGCGGAAGGGCGAGAGCAGCCGGCGCCUGGUGAAGCUGAGCGACUGCGUGCACGUGGCCGAGGCGGGCGGCGAGGCGGGCUGCCCCAAAGCCACGGCCCCAUUCCUGCUGGAGACCACCGAGAAGCGGUACCUGCUGGCGGCCGAGGGCGGCGAGGCGGAGGGGUGGGUGAGGAGGCUGUGCCAGCUGGCGUUCCCGAGGAGCCAGGAGGAGCAGGGAGUGGGGAAGGACAGAGAGCUGAGCUCCGACAGCGAAUUCUCCAUGGCUGAAAACUCCCUGUACAGCUCCCACAAAGGCAUGGAGCACGACUUCGAGGUGAUGCUGAGGGCCACCGAGUCCUCGGAGCGCUGCCGCCUGCGGGGCCGCUUCGUGCUGCGGGCGGGCGAGGAAGCCUUGGAACUGCAGGAUGUGCAGAGCAGGGAUGUCCUUUACAGCUGGCCAUAUCGCUUCCUGCGGCGCUUCGGGAGGGACAAGGUGACUUUCUCCUUCGAGGCCGGCCGGCGUUGCGCCUCCGGCGAAGGGAACUUUGAGUUUGAGACCAGACAAGGCAACGAGAUCUUCCAGGUGAUCGAAUCGGCCAUCGCCCUGCAACGGGAACGGGGCGGCCCUGGGGACGAGGGCACACGGCCACGCCAACAAACCCAGCUCCCCGAGCGGGCUCAGGAGCACGAGGAGCACCGUGCAAAGAGCAUCUACACCGAACCCUGCGGCCCUUUGAUCCACACCACCCCAUCAGCCGUGCCCAAAGCUCCGGAGAAGGGCGUGAGGAAGGAUGCUGUGGGUGAAUUGGAGUACGCCGUUCCCUUCGAUACCAUCGCCAAGUCGCUGAUGGUUGGAAAAUUCGGGAGCAUCCUCCAGGGCCCCGCUGAUGCGCCGGAUCCGCUGUAUGACAGCAUACAAGAGUCAGGUGGGCAUCCUCCAUUGCCUCGUCCCCGCGCUAAACCGGAGCACAUCUACGAUGAGCCUGAGGGUGUGUGCCCCCACACCGUCUACGAUGAGCCCCAGGUGGUGAAGGGCGAAGCGUGGAGGCUGCAGGCUGCCCCCGAGGAACCUGCAGGGCACAAAUAUCCCUACAACCCACAGCGGGACGACUACGCCGUUCCCAAGAGAGCCGUCCCGCUGCGGCAGGGCAAGGAGUGGUUCGGGGACACCGAAUACGACAACGUGGUCUUUCAGUUGGCCAAGAAGAGGAACAAGCAGUGAGAGGGCACGGGGUGCUCGGCCCCCAUCGCCAGCGGUGCACAUCUGGACAGCUGCGGCCGCUGGAGGGCACUGCGCGCCCGCGCUGUGGGAUCGGCACCGCCAGACUCAGAGCGGAGCACGGUGCGCCCCAGAGCCCGGCUAAGCGUGGUCCCAAAGGGUGCGUGCCCCACACCAUAAAGGUGGAGUGGGGAAGCACGGAGCCAGGGGUGCACAUCCAUCAAAGAGCUGGGCGGGGGUGAACAUCCCAGGGAUGCACAUCUCUUACUGUAAGGGCUGGAUGCUGAUGCGCGUCGCAGGGAUGCACAUCUCUCAACUCUAAAGAGCUGGGUGGUGGUGAACAUUGCAGGGAUGCACAGCCUGCACCGUAAGGGCUGGAUGCUGAUGCACAUCCCAGGGUUGCAGAUCCCUUACUGUAAGGGCUGGAUGCUGAUGCACGUCCCAGGGAUGCACAUCCCACACCAUAAGGGCUGGAUGCUGAUGCACAUCCCUUACUGUAAGGGCUGGAUGUUGAUGCAUGUCCCAGAGAUGCACAUCCCACACCAUAAGGGCUGGAUGCUGAUGCACGUCCCAUGGAUGCACAUCCCACACCAUAAGGGCUGGAUGCUGAUGCAUGUCCCAGAGAUGCAGAUCCCACACCAUAAGGGCUGGAUGCUGAUGCACGUCCCAGGGAUGCAGAUCCCACACCAUAAGGGCUGGAUGCUGAUGCACGUCCCAGGGAUGCACAUCUCACAUCAUAAGGGCUGGGUGCUGAUGCACAUCCCAGGGAUGCACAUCUCUUACUGUAAGGGCUGGAUGCUGAUCAUAAGGGCUGGUUGCUGAUGCAUGUCCCAGGGAUGCAGAUCCCUUACUGUAAGUUCUGGAUGCUGAUGCACAUCCCAGGGAUGCACAUCCCACACCAUAAAGGCUGGAUGCUGAUGCACAUCCCAGGGAUGCACAUCCCUCACUGUAAGUUCUGGAUGCUGAUGCACAUCCCAAAGAUGCACAUCCCGCACCAUAAGGACCAGCUGGCAAAGCACAGCCUCAAGCACUCACAUCCCACGCCGUAGUGGCAGCAGUGCACAGCUCUGGCGUUGCACACUGCACGUUGCACACGGCUUGCAGGCUGUGCACACUGCAGGGAUGCACGUUGCACACCAUACAAGUUGGUCCCCAAGCAGAGCUGCCGUGUCCCGGUGCUGGGGAAAGUUCCCCAUCACCCCACAGCUCUUCCACCCAAGGCAAAGCAAAAGCCAUGAAUUAUUUAUGCUCUCUCUCAAUCAAAUAAAUGGUUAGGUGCUUGAGUUAAUUUCCUGAAGCCUGAAAAUCCAAAGUGCAGACUUUUAAUAAGGCAAAUUAAGUGCUUUAUAUAUUACACUGAUUAAAGCUGCGUAUCAAUCCA
Phasianus colchicus (ring-necked pheasant) is the source of this 2857-nucleotide messenger RNA. It is a transcript of the gene DOK2, whose product is annotated as docking protein 2. The record is from RefSeq and is a predicted model, not a curated record. Gene Ontology annotation, cellular component: cytoplasm. Gene Ontology annotation, biological process: Ras protein signal transduction; positive regulation of MAPK cascade; cell surface receptor protein tyrosine kinase signaling pathway. NCBI's taxonomy places the organism in Eukaryota, Metazoa, Chordata, Aves, Galliformes, Phasianidae.